Drosophila hydei is the source of this 482-nucleotide messenger RNA. RefSeq names its product oxidoreductase-like domain-containing protein 1. The transcript is spliced from 3 exons. Bases 133 to 447 code for a protein of 104 amino acids. The record is from RefSeq and is a predicted model, not a curated record. NCBI's taxonomy places the organism in Eukaryota, Metazoa, Arthropoda, Insecta, Diptera, Drosophilidae. Gene Ontology annotation, cellular component: mitochondrion.
CCCUAGUUUGUUUGUUGUUUUCAUUACGUUUGUUUUGUCAAAAUUGUAGCAUUCUUAAACAAAAUAUUAUAUUCAUUUGGUUUUAAAAAACUGGCAGAUACCACAAAUGCAGUAAUCUGAGAUCAAUUACCAAUGCCUGUUCCUCUGCGCCUGCUUGGCCGUGCCAGAACACAAAUAGCCGCAGCCUAUCAGGCCAGAUGUCUAGCGAAUAACUCCGACAUUGAGCUACCACCUGAACCUACUACGUGCUGCAUGUCCGGAUGUGCCAACUGCGUUUGGGUGGAAUACGCGAAGACUGUGGCCAAGAUCCUCGGCGACAACGAUGAUCGUGCACGUGAAUUAGUUUUGGCUAAGAUCAAAGAUCCUAAUUUGCGCGUGUUUUUGGAAAUGGAGCUGCGAAACUUGAAGCAAUUGAGAGAGAGCAGGCCAGAGGAACCAAAGAAAUGAAGCCAACUAGUCCAAUGAAUAACAUAAAAUUAUUU